Messenger RNA from Heterotrigona itama, 1040 nucleotides. Lineage: Eukaryota; Metazoa; Arthropoda; Insecta; Hymenoptera; Apidae. The record is from the annotation of a GenBank genome assembly.
UAUAUAAGAACAUGGAAGGGCAACAAUUUUGUCUACGAUGGCACAAUUUUCAAAACACACUGUUAAGCUCUCUUCCUAAACUGCUUGACGGUGGUUAUUUAACAGAUGUUACGUUAAGCGCCGGUGGUAGACACAUACACGCACAUAAGAUUAUCCUUUCUGCUUGUAGUUACUAUUUCAAAGAAUUAUUCAAGGACUUAAGUUCUUUGCAACAUCCGGUAAUAGUAUUACCAGGGAUGGAAUAUGCAAACUUAUGUGCACUUGUCACAUUUAUGUAUAACGGCGAAGUAAAUAUUUAUCAAGAGCAACUACCUGCACUUUUGGCUAUGGCAGAUACUUUGCAUAUUCGUGGAUUAGCUGAUAUAGCUGGGAAAAAUUCGAGACACGAUAACGGUUUAUACGUUCAACCUCCACCAGUGCAACUGCAAGAAAAGAUAUUGACUGAAACCCCGAUAAAAAAAGAAACUAAAGAUAAUAUCAUAGGUAGUAGAGAAUCUUUAGAAACAGUUCUAGAUACAGAUGCAGCUGAGACCAUGGAAGAACAAUCCUUUCAUGAUCAAGAAAGUCUACCAUAUUGCGUGAAGACUAAGCCCUACUAUUCCAUUAAUGCGAAAUUAAAUCAAAGGGAAAAAGUCAGUAUUCCUUCCAUUAAUGCUUCUACAAACAAAUACGUCGAGAAAGCAUAUUCGGAAAGUGGAAUGGAUGAAGGUACACCUAUUUUAGAAGAUCAAAUUACUCCGGUAGAAGAUACAAAACCUCCACCUAUUUGGGAUGCAAAUUUCAAGUUUCUGACAAGUUCUGUGGGCGGUAGAAGUUCUCAGAAUUACAAUAAGUCUAGUGUCACUUGCCUUAUCUGUGGAAAACAAUUAAGUAAUCAAUAUAAUUUGCGAGUACACAUGGAGACACACAGUAAUAGUUCGUAUAGCUGCACAGCUUGUUCACAUGUAUCAAGAUCACGAGAUGCACUUAGAAAACAUGUUUCUUACAGACAUCCAGUUGCUUCAUCACAAAAACGAUCACGAUAUAGUACACCAAAAUCA